Brassicogethes aeneus is the source of this 365-nucleotide messenger RNA. The record is from the annotation of a GenBank genome assembly. Lineage: Eukaryota; Metazoa; Arthropoda; Insecta; Coleoptera; Nitidulidae.
CGGCAACGUUGCCUUUAAUUGUCACUUUAUUUAACCAUAGAAUUUUCUGCAACUGUGUAGUUUCUGUGUUAAAACAGCAUUUAACUGCAAAAAAAUGGCUCUCCCAGGACCUUUGAGAACGAUUGGUAAAAAACAAAUCGAAAUCAUGAGUCGCUGGAUCGGCACAAGCAUGGCUUUUGGGGCUACAGCUGGACUAGGAGUAUGCUACGCAACCGACUGGAAACUGGUCUUGCAAUACCUUCCUUAUUACAAUGGUAAAUUUGUUACCGAAGAAUAAAAAAUUAGUUAAAUAUGUAGUUAAUAUUUAAAUGAUGCCAUUGUCCAUUUCUGUUUUGUUUAUAGGUUAAAUAAAUGUGUAUAAAGUA